Motacilla alba alba is the source of this 17940-nucleotide messenger RNA. RefSeq lists its product as uncharacterized. The record is from RefSeq and is a predicted model, not a curated record. NCBI's taxonomy places the organism in Eukaryota, Metazoa, Chordata, Aves, Passeriformes, Motacillidae. Gene Ontology annotation, molecular function: DNA-binding transcription repressor activity, RNA polymerase II-specific. Gene Ontology annotation, biological process: negative regulation of transcription by RNA polymerase II.
CCAUUGCCUAGCCCUGGGAGGCUGUGAGGAAGAGGAAGAUGCCCCGGGACACGCAGGCAGAGCAGGAGCUGAGGCUGGAGAGCAGGGAGGACAAAUCCCCGGGGCAGAAGCUCGUGGCAGAGGCCGUUUGGAGCGGCUCCACGGCGCAGGAAGGCAACGGGGAGGAAAAGGCCCGGAGAUGCCGCACGAGGAGGGGCUGCAAAGGCAGAUGGCGGCGAUCUGAGGGGGAAAGACCCAGCCUGGGCCGGGAAGGCGGCCGGAGAUGGAGCCAGAGCUCGGAGCUGGUGCUCCAUGAGCAGCUCCAUGAUGGGGAGAAGCCCCACACGUGCGUGGAGUGUGGGAAGAGCUUCAGGUGGAGCUCUGAGCUGAUCAGGCACCAGAGGACCCACACUGGGGAGAGGCCCUACGAGUGUGAUCAGUGCAGGAAGAGGUUUCCCACCAGCUCCAGACUCCUCGUGCACCAGCGCACGCACACAGAGGAGAGGCCCUUCUGCUGCCCCGACUGCGGGCAGGGCUUCAGGCAGAACGCCCAUCUUGUCCUGCACCGGCGCAUCCACACUGGGGAGAGGCCCCACGAGUGUGAGGAGUGUGGGAAGAGCUUCAGGCACAGCUCCAACCUGAUCCAGCACCGGAACAUCCACACUGGAGAACGGCCUUACAAGUGUGGGGAGUGUGGGAAGAGCUUCAGGCAGCAUUCCACCCUGAUUGUCCACCAAAAGAUCCACACUGGGGAGAGGCCCUACGAGUGUGAUCAGUGCAGGAAGAGGUUUCGGAUCAGCUCCCAUCUCUUCCUGCACUAUCGGAUUCACUCAGAGGAGAGGCCCUUCUGCUGCCCCGACUGCGGGAAGGGAUUCAAGGACAACUCCACCCUCAUCACCCACCGGCGCAUCCACACUGGGGAGAGGCCCUACGAGUGUCCCCAGUGUGGGAAGAGCUUCUCCAGCAGCUCUAACUUGACCCAACACCAACGGAGCCAUGAUGGGGAGAAGCCCCACACGUGCGUGGAGUGUGGGAAGGGCUUCAGGUGGAGCUCUGAGCUGAUCAGGCACCAGAGGACCCACACUGGGGAGAGGCCCUACGAGUGUGAUCAGUGCAGGAAGAGGUUUCAGACCAGCUCCAGUCUCCUCAUGCACCAGCGCACGCACACAGAGGAGAGGCCCUUCCGCUGCCCCGACUGCGGGCAGGGCUUCCGGCGAAACGCCCAUCUUGUCGUGCACCGGCGCAUCCACACUGGGGAGAGGCCCCACGAGUGUGAUCAAUGCAGGAUGAGGUUUCGGAUCAGCUCCCAUCUCCUCCGGCACUAUCGGAUUCACUCAGAGGAGAGGCCCUUCCGCUGCCCCGACUGCGGGAAGGGAUUCAAGGACAACUCCACCCUCAUCACCCACCGGCGCAUCCACACUGGGGAGAGGCCCUACGAGUGUCUCCAUUGUGGGAAGAGCUUCUCACAGCGCUCUACCUUGACCCGACACCAACGGAGGCACCGAGGACAGAAGCCCCACACGUGCGUGGAGUGUGGGAAGAGCUUCAGGUGGAACUCCCAUCUGAUCCUGCACCAGACGACCCACACUGGGGAACGGCCCUACGAGUGUCCCCAGUGUGGGAAGAGGUUUCAGACCAGCUCCAAUCUCCUGGUGCACCAGCGCACGCACACAGAGGAGAGGCCCUUCCGCUGCCCCGACUGCGGGCAGGGCUUCAGGCGAAACACCCAUCUUGUCGUGCACCGGCGCAUCCACACUGGGGAGAGGCCCCACGAGUGUGAGGAGUGUGGGAAGAGCUUCAGGCACAGCUCCAGCCUGAUCCGCCACCAGAGGAUCCACACUGGGAAACGACCCCACGAGUGUGUGGAGUUUGGGAAGAGCUUCAGCCAGAGCUCCCACCUGAUUGUCCACCAGAGGAUCCACACUGGGGAGAGGCCCUACGAGUGUGAUCAGUGCAGGAAGAGGUUUCCCACCAGCUCUGGUCUUGUCAGGCACCAGCACGCGCACACAGAGGAGAGGCCCUUCUGCUGCCCCGACUGCGGGCAGGGCUUCAGGCACAACUCCCAUCUUGUCGUGCACCGGCGCAUCCACACUGGGGAGAGGCCCCACGAGUGUGAGGAGUGUGGGAAGAGCUUCAGCCAGAGCUCCACCCUGAUCCACCACCAGAGGACCCACACUGGGGAACAGCCCUACAAGUGUAGGGAAUGUGGGAAGAGCUUCAGCCAGUGUUCUACCCUGAUCCAGCAUCAGAGGACCCACACUGGGGAGAGGCCCUAUGAGUGUGAUCAGUGCAGGAAGAGGUUUCAGACCAGCUCCCAUCUCCUCCGGCACUAUCAGAGUCACACAGAGGAGAGGCCCUUCUGCUGCCCCGACUGCGGGAAGGGAUUCAGGCAAAACUCCAACCUCAUCAGGCACCAGCGCAUCCACACCGGGGAGAGGCCCUACGAGUGUCCCCAGUGUGGGAAGAGCUUCUCACAGCGCUCUGCCUUGACCCGACACCAACGGAGGCACCGGUAAGGGAAGCCCUGCGAGUGCCCCGAGUGCGGGAAGAGCUUCGUCCAGAGCUCGGAGCUGGUGCUCCAUGAGCAGCUCCAUGAUGGGGAGAAGCCCCACACAUGCGUGGAUUGUGGGAAGAGCUUCAGGUGGAACUCCCAUCUGAUCAAGCACCAGAGGAGCCACACUGGGGAGAGGCCCUAUGAGUGUGAUCAGUGCAGGAAGAGGUUUCCCACCAGCUCCAGUCUCCUCCUGCACCAGCGCACGCACACAGAGGAGAGGCCCUUCCGCUGCCCCGACUGCGGGCAGGGCUUCCGGCGAAACGCCCUUCUUGUCAUGCAUCGGCGCAUCCACACUGGGGAGAGGCCCCACGAGUGUGAGGAGUGUGGGAAGAGCUUCAGGCAGAGCUCCCACCUGAUCCAGCACCAGAGGACCCACACUGGGAAACGGCCCCACGAGUGUGGCGAGUGUGGGAAGAGCUUCAGUCACCAUUCCAACCUGAUUGUCCACCAGACGAUCCACACUGGGGAGAGGCCCUACGAGUGUGAUCAAUGCAGGAAGAGGUUUCGGAUCAGCUCCCAUCUCCUCCGGCACUAUCAGAGUCACACACAGGAGAGGCCCUUCUGCUGCCCCGACUGCGGGAAGGGAUUCAAGGACAACUCCACCCUCAUCAGGCACCAGCACAUCCACACUGGGGAGAGGCCCUACGAGUGUCCCCAGUGUGGGAAGAGCUUCUCCAGGAGCUCUACCUUGACCCGACACCAACGGAGGCACCGGUAAGGGAAGCCCUGCGAGUGCCCCGAGUGCGGGAAGAGCUUCGUGCGCUCCUCAAAUCUCCUGAAUGAGCCUCAAAUUCAUCCGGGGGAAAGACCCAGCCUGGGCCGGGAAGGCGGCCGGAGAUGGAGCCAGAGCUCGGAGCUGGUGCUCCCUGAGCAGCUCCAUGAUGGGGAGAAGCCCCACACGUGCGUGGAGUGUGGGAAGAGCUUCAGGUGGAACUCCGAGCUGAUCAGGCACCAGAGGAUCCACACUGGGGAACGGCCCUACGAGUGUGGGGAGUGUGGGAAGAGGUUUAAUACCAGCUCUGAUCUCCUCGUGCACCAGCGCACGCACACAGAGGAGAGGCCCUUCCGCUGCCCCGACUGCGGGCAGGGCUUUAGGCAGAACUCCCAUCUUGUCGUGCACCGGCGCAUCCACACUGGGGAGAGGCCCCACGAGUGUGGGGAGUGUGGGAAGAGCUUCAGGCAGAGCUCCAGCCUGAUCAAGCACCAGAGGAUCCACACUGGGGAACAGCCCUAUAAGUGUAGGGAAUGUGGGAAGAGCUUCCGCCAGUGUUCUAACCUGAUUGUCCACCAGACGAUCCACACUGGGGAGAGGCCCUACGAGUGUGAUCAAUGCAGGAAGAGGUUUCGGAUCAGCUCCCAUCUCCUCCGGCACUAUCAGAGUCACACAGAGGAGAGGCCCUUCUGCUGCCCCGACUGUGGGAAGGGAUUCAAGGACAACUCCACCCUCGUCACCCACCGGCGCAUCCACACUGGGGAGAGGCCCUACGAGUGUCCCCAGUGUGGGAAGAGCUUCUCCAGCAGCUCUAACUUGACCAAACACCAACGGAGGCACUGGUAAGGGAAGCCCUGCGAGUGCCCCGAGUGCGGGAAGAGCUUCGUAUGGAGCCAGAGCUCGGAGCUGGUGCCCCAUGAGCAGCUCCAUGCUGGGGAGAAGCCCCACACGUGCGUGGAGUGUGGGAAGAGCUUCAGGUGGAACUCUGAGCUGAUCAAGCACCAGAGGACCCACACCGGGGAGAGGCCCUACGAGUGUGAUCAGUGCAGGAAGAGGUUUAAGACCAGCUCUGAUCUCCUGGUGCACCAGCGCACGCACACAGAGGAGAGGCCCUUCCGCUGCCCCGACUGCGGGCAGGGCUUCAGGCACAACGCCCAUCUUGUCGUGCACCGGCGCAUCCACACUGGGGAGAGGCCCCACGAGUGUGGGGAGUGUGGGAAGAGCUUCAGGCACAGCUCCAGCCUGAUCCUGCACCAGAGGACCCACACUGGGAAACGGCCCCACGAGUGUGAGGAGUGUGGGAAGAGCUUCAGCCAGCGUUCUAACCUGAUUGUCCACCAGAGGAUCCACACUGGGGAGAGGCCCUACGAGUGUGAUCGAUGCAGGAAGAGGUUUCGGAUCAGCUCCAGUCUCCUCCGGCACUAUCAGAGUCACACACAGGAGAGGCCCUUCUGCUGCCCCGACUGUGGGAAGGGAUUCAGGCACAACUGCACCCUCAUCACCCACCGGCGCAUCCACACUGGGGAGAGGCCCUACGAGUGUCCCCAGUGUGGGAAGAGCUUCUCCUGCAGCUCUGCCUUGACCCGACACCAACGGAGGCACCGAGGAGAACAGCCCCACCUCUGCUCCCACCAUGGGCGUUGGUUUGUCCAGAGCUCGGAGCUGGUGCUCCCUGAGCAGCUCCAUGAUGGGAAGAAGCCCCACACGUGCGUGGAGUGUGGGAAGAGCUUCAGGUGGAACUCCGAGCUGAUCCUGCACCAGAGGAGCCACACUGGGGAACGGCCCUAUGAGUGUGAUCAGUGCAGGAAGAGGUUUCCCACCAGCUCUGUUCUCCUCGUGCACCAGCGCAUGCACACAGAGGAGAGGCCCUUCCGCUGCCCCGACUGCGGGCAGGGCUUCAGGCACAACUCUACUCUUGUCGUGCACCGGCGCAUCCACACUGGGGAGAGGCCCCACGAGCGUGAGGAGUGUGGGAAGAGCUUCAGGCACAGCUCCAACCUGAUCCGCCACCAGAGGACCCACACUGGGAAACGGCCCCACGAGUGUGGCGAGUGUGGGAAGAGCUUCAGGCAGCGUUCCCACCUGAUUGUCCACGAGAAGAUCCACACUGGGGAGAGGCCCUUCGAGUGUGAUCAGUGCAGGAAGAGGUUUCGGAUCAGCUCCAGUCUCCUCCUGCACUAUCAGAGUCACACAGAGGAGAGGCCCUUCUGCUGCCCCGACUGCGGGAAGGGAUUCAGGCACAACUGCACCCUCAUCACCCACCGGCGCAUCCACACUGGGGAGAGGCCCUACGAGUGUCCCCAGUGUGGGAAGAGCUUCUCACAGCGCUCUCACUUGACCCAACACCAACGGAGGCACCGGUAAGGGAAGCCCUGCGAGUGCCCCGAGUGCGGGAAGAGCUUCGUCCAGAGCUCGGAGCUGGUGCUCCAUGAGCAGCCCCAUGAUGGGGAGAAGCCCCACACGUGCAUGGAGUGUGGGAAGAGCUUCAGGUGGAACUCCGAGCUGAUCACGCACCAGAGGAUCCACACUGGGGAGAGACCCUACGAGUGUGAUCAGUGCAGGAAGAGGUUUCAGACCAGCUCCAGUCUCCUCCUGCACCAGCGCACGCACACAGAGGAGAGGCCCUUCCGCUGCCCCGACUGCGGGCAGGGCUUCAGGCAAAACGCCCAUCUUGUCGUGCACCGGCGCAUCCACACUGGGGAGAGGCCCCACGAGUGUGAGGAGUGUGGGAAGAGCUUCAGGGACAGCUCCAGCCUGAUCCACCACCAGAGGACCCACACUGGGAAGAGGCCCUUCGAGUGUGGGGAGUGUGGGAAGAGCUUCAGCCAGCAUUCUGCCCUGAUUGUCCACCAGACGAUCCACACUGGGGAGAGGCCCUACGAGUGUGAUCAGUGCAGGAAGAGGUUUCGGAUCAGCUCCCAUCUCCUCCUGCACUAUCGGGUUCACUCAGAGGAGAGGCCCUUCUGCUGCCCCGACUGCGGGAAGGGAUUUAAGCAGAACUCCCACCUCAUCACCCACCGGCGCAUCCACACUGGGGAGAGGCCCCACGAGUGUCCCCAGUGUGGGAAGAGCUUCUCCAGCAGCUCUAACUUGACCCAACACCAACGGAGGCACCGGGGAGAAGGCCCGUGGCCCUGCACAGCCUGCGGCCGGAGAUGGAGCCAGAGCUCGGAGCUGGUGCUCCCUGAGCAGCUCCAUGAUGGGGAGAAGCCCCACACGUGCGUGGAGUGUGGGAAGAGCUUCAGGUGGAACUCCGAGCUGAUCAGGCACCAGAGGAUCCACACUGGGGAGAGACCCUACGAGUGUGGGGAGUGUGGGAAGAGCUUCAGCUGCAGCUCCGAGCUGAUCAGGCACCAGAGGACCCACACUGGGGAGAGACCCUACGAGUGUGGGGAGUGUGGGAAGAGCUUCAGCUGCAGCUCCGACCUGAUCAGGCACCGGCGCAUCCACACUGGGAAACGGCCCUACAAGUGUGGGGAGUGUGGGAAGAGCUUCAGCCAGAGCUGUAACCUGAUUGUCCACCAAAAGAUCCACACUGGGGAGAGGCCCUACGAGUGUGAUCAGUGCAGGAAGAGGUUUCAGAUCACCUCCCAUCUCCUCCGGCACUAUCAGAGUCACACAGAGGAGAGGCCCUUCUGCUGUCCCGACUGCGGGAAGGGAUUCAAGGACAACUCCACCCUCAUCACCCACCGGCGCAUCCACACUGGGGAGAGGCCCUACGAGUGUCCCCAGUGUGGAAAGGGCUUCUCAUUUCGCUCUACCUUGACCCGACACCGACGGAGCCACCACUAAGGGAAGCCCUGCGAGUGCCCCGAGUGCGGGAAGAGCUUCGUAUGGAGCCAGAGCUCGGAGCUGGUGCUCCCUGAGCAGCCCCAUGAUGGGGAGAAGCCCCACACGUGCGUGGAGUGUGGGAAGAGCUUCAGGUGGAACUCCCAUCUGAUCAGGCACCAGAGGAGCCACACUGGGGAGAGGCCCUAUGAGUGUGAUCAGUGCAGGAAGAGGUUUAAGACCAGCUCCAGUCUCCUCGUGCACCAGCGCACGCACACAGAGGAGAGGCCCUUCCGCUGCCCCGACUGCGGGCAGGGCUUCAGGCAAAACGCUGAUCUUGUCGUGCACCGGCGCAUCCACACUGGGGAGAGGCCCCACGAGUGUGAGGAGUGUGGGAAGAGCUUCAGGCAGAGCUCCACCCUGAUCCAGCACCAGAGGACCCACACUGGAGAACGGCCUUACAAGUGCGGGGAGUGUGGGAAGAGCUUCAGCCAGCAAUCCACCCUGAUUGUCCACCAAAAGUUCCACACUGGGGAGAGGCCCUACGAGUGUGAUCAAUGCAGGAAGAGGUUUCGGAUCAGCUCCCAUCUCCUCCGGCACUAUCAGAGUCACAUACAGGAUAGGCCCUUCUGCUGCCCCCACUGCGGGAAGGGAUUCAGGCGCAACUGCAACCUCAUCACCCACCGGCGCAUCCACACCGGGGAGAGGCCCUACGAGUGUCCCCAGUGUGGGAAGAGCUUCUCCAGCAGCUCUACCUUGACCCGACACCAACGGAGGCACCGAGGAGAAAAGCCCCACACGUGCGUGGAGUGUGGGAAGAGCUUCAGGUGGAGCUCUGAGCUGAUCAGGCACCAGAGGAUCCACACUGGGGAGAGGCCCUACGAGUGUGAUCAGUGCAGGAAGAGGUUUCGGAUCAGCUCCCAUCUCCUCCUGCACUAUCGGAUUCACUCAGAGGAGAGGCCCUUCUGCUGCCCCAACUGCAGGAAGGGAUUCAAGGACAACUCCACCCUCAUCACCCACCGGCGCAUCCACACUGGGGAGAGGCCCUACGAGUGUCCCCAGUGUGGGAAGAGCUUCUCCAGGAGCUCGGAGCUGGUGCUCCAUGAGCAGCCCCAUGAUGGGGAGAAGCCCCACACGUGCGUGGAGUGUGGGAAGAGCUUCAGGUGGAGCUCUGAGCUGAUCAGGCACCAGAGGACCCACACUGGGGAACGGCCCUACGAGUGUGAUCAGUGCAGGAAGAGGUUUCCCACCAGCUCCAGACUCCUCGUGCACCAGCGCACGCACACAGAGGAGAGGCCCUUCCGCUGCCCCGACUGCGGGCAGGGCUUCAGGCACAACGCCCAUCUUGUCGUGCACCGGCGCAUCCACACUGGGGAGAGGCCCCACGAGUUUGAGGAGUGUGGGAAGAGCUUCAGGCACAGCUCCAACCUGAUCCAACACCGGAACAUCCACACUGGUGAACAGCCUUACAAGUGUGGGGAGUGUGGGAAGAGCUUCAGGCAGUGUUUUGCCCUGAACGUCCACCAGACGAUCCACACUGGGGAGAGGCCCUACGAGUGUGAUCGAUGCAGGAGGAGGUUUCAGAUCAGCUCCCAUCUCCUCCUGCACUAUCGGAUUCACUCAGAGGAGAGGCCCUUCCGCUGCCCUGACUGUGGGAAGGGAUUCAGGCGCAACUCCACCCUCAUCACCCACCGGCGCAUCCACACCGGGGAGUGGCCCUACGAGUGUCCCCAGUGUGGGAAGAGCUUCUCCAGCAGCUCUAACUUGACCCGACACCAACGGAUCCAUGAUGGGGAGAAGCCCCACACGUGCCGGGAGUGUGGGAAGAGCUUCAGGUGGAACUCUGAGCUGAUCCUGCACCAGAGGAUCCACACUGGGGAGAGGCCCUACGAGUGUGAUCAGUGCAGGAAGAGGUUUCAGACCAGCUCGAAUCUCCUCAAGCACCAGCGCACGCACACAGAGGAGAGGCCCUUCCGCUGCCCUGACUGCGGGCAGGGCUUCAGGCACAACUGCAGUCUUGUCCUGCACCGGCGCAUCCACACUGGGGAGAGGCCCCAUGAGUGUGGGGAGUGUGGGAAGAGCUUCAGGCACAGCUCCAGCCUGAUCCUGCACCAGAGGACCCACACUGGGGAGAGCCCCUACGAGUGUGAUCAAUGCAGGAAGAGGUUUCGGAUCAGCUCCCAUCUCCUCCAGCACUAUCAGAGUCACACAGAGGAGAGGCCCUUCUGCUGCCCCGACUGCGGGAAGGGAUUCAGGCAAAACUGCAACCUCAUCAGGCACCGGCGCAUCCACACCGGGGAGAGGCCCUACGAGUGUCCCCAGUGUGGGAAGAGCUUCUCACAGCGCUCUGCCUUGACCCGACACCAACGGAGGCACCGGUAAGGGAAGCCCUGCGAGUGCCCCGAGUGCGGGAAGAGCUUCGUCCAGAGCUCGGAGCUGGUGCUCCAUGAGCAGCUCCAUGAUGGGGAGAAGCCCCACACGUGCGUGGAGUGUGGGAAGAGCUUCAGGUGGAGCUCUGAGCUGAUCAAGCACCAGAGGAUCCACACUGGGGAGAGGCCCUACGAGUGUGAUCAGUGCAGGAAGAGGUUUUCCACCAGCUCCAAUCUCCUCGUGCACCAGCGCACGCACACAGAGGAGAGGCCCUUCCGCUGCCCCGACUGCGGGCAGGGCUUCAGGCACAACUCCAGUCUUGUCCUGCACCGGCGCAUCCACACUGGGGAGAGGCCCCAUGAGUUUGAGGAGUGUGGGAAGAGCUUCAGGCACAGCUCCAGCCUGAUUCAGCACCAGAGGACCCACACUGGAGAACGGCCCUACAAGUGUAGGGAAUGUGGGAAGAGCUUCAGCCAGCGUUCCAACCUGAUUGUCCACCAGACGAUCCACACUGGGGAGAGGCCCUACGAGUGUAAUCAGUGCAGGAAGAGGUUUCGGAUCAGCUCCCAUCUCCUCCAGCACUAUCAGAGUCACACAGAGGAGAGGCCCUUCUGCUGCCCCGACUGCGGGAAGGGAUUCAAGGACAACUCCACCCUCGUCAGGCACCGGCGCAUCCACACUGGGGAGAGGCCCCACGAGUGUCCCCAGUGUGGGAAGAGCUUCUCCAGGAGCUCUGCCUUGACCCAACACCAACGGAGGCACCGGUAAAGGAAGCCCUGCGAGUGCCCCGAGUGUGGGAAGAGCUUCGUCCAGAGCUCGGAGCUGGUGCUCCAUGAGCAGCCCCAUGAUGGGGAGAAGCCCCACACAUGCGUGGAGUGUGGGAAGAGCUUCAGGUGGAACUCCGAGCUGAUCAGGCACCAGAGGAUCCACACUGGGGAGAGGCCCUACGAGUGUGAUCAGUGCAGGAAGAGGUUUCAGACCAGCUCCAAUCUCCUCGUGCACCAGCGCACGCACACAGAGGAGAGGCCCUUCCGCUGCCCCGACUGCGGGCAGGGCUUCAGGCACAACGCCCAUCUUGUCCUGCACCGGCGCAUCCACACUGGGGAGAGGCCCCACGAGUGUGGGGAGUGUGGGAAGAGCUUCAGCUGGAGCUUCAGCUUGAUCCGCCACCAGAGGACCCACACUGGGAAACGGCCCUUCAAGUGUGGGGAGUGUGGGAAGAGCUUCAGCCAGCGUUCUAACCUGAUUGUCCACCAGACGAUCCACACUGGGGAGAGGCCCUACGAGUGUGAUCGAUGCAGGAAGAGGUUUCGGAUCAGCUCCCAUCUCCUCCUGCACUAUCGGAUUCACUCAGAGGAGAGGCCCUUCUGCUGCCCCGACUGCGGGAAGGGAUUCAAGGACAACUCCACCCUCAUCACCCACCGGCGCAUCCACACUGGGGAGAGACCCUACGAGUGUCCCCAGUGUGGGAAGAGCUUCUCCAGCAGCUCUCACUUGACCCAACACCAACGGAGGCACCGGUAAGGGAAGCCCUUACUGAUUUCUGUGUGCGGCCGGAGAUGGAGCCAGAGCUCGGAGCUGGUGCUUCAUGAGCAGCUCCAUGCUGGGGAGAAGCCCCACACGUGCGUGGAGUGUGGGAAGAGCUUCAGGUGGAACUCUGAGCUGAUCCUGCACCAGAGGAGCCACACUGGGGAACGGCCCUACGAGUGUGGGGAGUGUGGGAAGAGCUUCAUCUGGAGCUCCAACCUGAUCAAGCACCAGAGGAUCCACACUGGGGAGAAGCCCCACGAGUGUGAGGAGUGUGGGAAGAGCUUCAUCUGGAGCUCCAACCUGAUCAGGCACCAGGGGAUCCACACCGGGGAGAGGCCCUACGAGUGUGAUCAAUGCAGGAAGAGGUUUCAGACCAGCUCUGGUCUCCUCGUGCACCAGCGCACGCACACAGAGGAGAGGCCCUUCCGCUGCCCCGACUGCGGGCAGGGCUUCAGGCACAACUCCACCCUCAUCAGGCACCAGCGCAUCCACACCGGGGAGAGGCCCUACGAGUGUCCCCAGUGUGGGAAGAGCUUCUCCAGGAGCUCUCACUUGACCCGACACCAACGGAGGCACCGGUAAGGGGAGCCCUGCGAGUGCCCCGAGUGCGGGAAGAGCUUCGUAUGGAGCCAGAGCUCGGAGCUGGUGCUCCCUGAGCAGCCCCAUGAUGGGAAGAAGCCCCACACGUGCAUGGAGUGUGGGAAGAGCUUCAGGUGGAACUCAGAGCUGAUCACGCACCAGAGGACCCACACUGGGGAGAGGCCCUAUCAGUGUGAUCAGUGCAGGAAGAGGUUUAAGACCAGCUCCAGUCUCCUCGUGCACCAGCGCACGCACACAGAGGAGAGGCCCUUCCGCUGCCCCGACUGCGGGCAGGGCUUUAGGCGAAACGCCCAUCUUGUCAGGCACCGGCGCAUCCACACUGGGGAGAGGCCCCACGAGUGUGAGGAGUGUGGGAAGAGCUUCAGCCAGAGCUCCAUCCUGAUCAAGCACCAGAGGAUCCACACUGGGGAACGGCCCUUUGAGUGUGGGGAUUGUGGGAAGAGCUUCAGGCAGCGUUCCCACCUGAUUGUCCACCAGACGAUCCACACCGAGGAGAGGCCCUACGAGUGUGAUCAAUGCAGGAAGAGGUUUCGGAUCAGGUCCCAUCUCUUCCUGCACUAUCGGAUUCACACAGAGCAGAGGCCCUUCUGCUGCCCUGACUGCGGGAAGGGAUUCAGGCACAACUCCACCCUCAUCACCCACCGGCGCAUCCACACCGGGGAGAGGCCCUACGAGUGUCCCCAGUGUGGGAAGAGCUUCUCACAGCGCUCUCACUUGACCCGACACCAACGGAGGCACCAUGAUGGGGAGAAGCCCCACACGUGCGUGGAGUGUGGGAAGAGCUUCAGGUGGAACUCUGAGCUGAUCAGGCACCAGAGGACCCACACUGGGGAGAGACCCUAUGAGUGUGAUCAGUGCAGGAAGAGGUUUUCCACCGGCUCCAGUCUCCUCGUGCACCAGCGCACGCACACAGAGGAGAGGCCCUUCCGCUGCCCCGACUGCGGGCAGGGCUUCAGCCACAACUCCAGUUUUGUCGUGCACCGGCGCUUCCACACUGGGGAGAGGCCCCACGAGUGUGGGGAGUGUGGGAAGAGCUUCAGCCAGAGCUCCCACCUGAUUGUCCACCAAAAGAUCCACACUGGGGAACAGCUCUACGAGUGCGAUCAAUGCAGGAAGAGGUUUAAGACCAGCUCUGGUCUAGUCAGGCACCAGCGCACGCACACAGAGGAGAGGCCCUUCCGCUGCCCCGACUGCGGGAAGGGCUUCAGGCAAAACGCCCAUCUUGUCGUGCACCGGCGCAUCCACACUGGGGAGAGGCCCCAUGAGUGUGAGGAGUGUGGGAAGAGCUUCAGACAGAUCUCCAACCUGAUCCUGCACCAGAGGAUCCACACUGGGGAACAGCCCUACAAGUGUAGGGAAUGUGGGAAGAGCUUCAGGCAGCGUUCCCACCUGAUUGUCCACCAGACGAUCCACACUGGGGAGAGGCCCUACGAGUGUGAUCAAUGCAGGAAGAGAUUUCGGAUCAGCUCCCAUCUCCUCCUGCACUAUCAGAGUCACACAGAGGAGAGGCCCUUCUGCUGCCCCGACUGCGGGAAGGGAUUCAAGGACAACUCCACCCUCGUCACCCACUGGCGCAUCCACACCGGGGAGAGGCCCUACGAGUGUCCCCAGUGUGGGAAGAGCUUCUCCAGCAGCUCUCACUUGACCCGACACCAACGGAUCCAUGAUGGGGAGAAGCCCCACACAUGCGUGGAGUGUGGGAAGAGCUUCAGGCGGAACUCCGAGCUGAUCCUGCACCAGAGGAUCCACACUGGGGAGAGGCCCUACGAGUGUGGGGAGUGUGGGAAGAGCUUCAGCUGCAGCUCUGACCUGAUCAGGCACCAGAGGAGCCACACUGGGGAGAGGCCCUACGAGUGUGAUCAGUGCAGGAAGAGGUUUCCCACCAGCUCCAGUCUCCUCCUGCACCAGCGCACGCACACAGAGGAGAGGCCCUUCCGCUGCCCCGACUGCGGGCAGGGCUUCAGGCACAACUGCAAUCUUGUCAUGCACCGGCGCAUCCACACUGGGGAGAGGCCCCACGAGUGUGAGGAGUGUGGGAAGAGCUUCAGCCAGAGCUCCCACCUUAUCCGCCACCAGAGGACCCACACUGGGGAGAGGCCCUUCGAGUGUGGGGAGUGUGGGAAGAGCUUCAGCCAGCGUUCUAACCUGAUUGUCCACCAGACGAUCCACACUGGGGAGAGGCCCUACGAGUGUGAUCGAUGCAGGAAGAGGUUUCAGAUCAGCUCCCAUCUCCUCCGGCACUAUCGGAUUCACACAGAGGAGAGGCCCUUCCGCUGCCCCGACUGUGGGAAGGGAUUCAGGCACAACUCCACCCUCAUCAGGCACCGGCGCAUCCACACUGGGGAGAGGCCCUACGAGUGUCCCCAGUGUGGGAAGAGCUUCUCCAGCAGCUCUGCCUUGACCCGACACCAACGGAGGCACCGAGAGGGUAAGCCCUACAAGUGCUUGGAGUGUGGGAAGAGCUUCAGGCAGAGCAAUCGCCUGAUGCGCCACCAGAUGAUCCACACAGGGGAAUGGCCCUACGAGUGUGGGGAAUGUGGGAAGGGCUUCCGGUGCAGCUCUGACCUGAUUGUCCACCAGAGGAUCCACACUGGGGAACGGCCCUAUGAGUGUCCUGAGUGCCAGAAGAAGUUUCGGACCAGCUCCCAUCUCAUCCUGCACCAGCGGAUUCACACAGAGGAGAGGCCAUUCCGCUGCCCCGACUGCGGGAAGGGCUUCAAGCAGAACUCCCACCUCGUCACCCAUCAGCACAUCCACUCUGGGGAGAGGCCCUACGAGUGUUCUGAGUGUAGGAAGAGGUUUCAGACCAGCUCCCAUCUCCUUCUGCACCAGCGGAUUCACACAGAGGAGAGGCCCUUCCGCUGCCCCGACUGCGGAAAGGGCUUCAAGCAAAACUCCCACCUCGUCACCCACCAACGCAUCCACACUGGGGAGAGGCCCUACCAGUGCCGCGAGUGUGGACAGAGCUUCAGGCGGAGCUCAGAGCUGGUGGUGCAUGAGCAGCUUCACGAUGGGAAGAAGCCCUACAAGUGCUUGGAGUGUGGGAAGAGCUUCAGGCAGAGCAAUCGCCUGAUGCGCCACCAGAUGAUCCACACAGGGGAAUGGCCCUACGAGUGUGGGGAAUGUGGGAAGGGCUUCCGGUGCAGCUCUGACCUGAUUGUCCACCAGAGGAUCCACACUGGGGAACGGCCCUAUGAGUGUCCUGAGUGCCAGAAGAAGUUUCGGACCAGCUCCCAUCUCAUCCUGCACCAGCGGAUUCACACAGAGGAGAGGCCAUUCCGCUGCCCCGACUGCGGGAAGGGCUUCAAGCAGAACUCCCACCUCGUCACCCAUCAGCACAUCCACUCUGGGGAGAGGCCCUACGAGUGUUCUGAGUGUAGGAAGAGGUUUCAGACCAGCUCCCAUCUCCUUCUGCACCAGCGGAUUCACACAGAGGAGAGGCCCUUCCGCUGCCCCGACUGCGGAAAGGGCUUCAAGCAAAACUCCCACCUCGUCACCCACCAACGCAUCCACACUGGGGAGAGGCCCUACCAGUGCCGCGAGUGUGGGAAGAGCUUCACCCAGAGCUCGGAGCUGGGGGUCCCCGAGCAGCUUCGCGAUGGGGAGAAGCCCUACAGGUGUGGGGAAUGUGGGAAGGGCUUCAGCCGAAGCUCAGCCCUGGUCCGCCACCAAAGGAUCCACACUGGAGAAAGGCCCUAUGAGUGUGGGGAGUGUGGGAAGAGCUGCAGAGACAACUUUGACCUGACCAACCACCAGAGGAGCCACACGGGGGAACGGCCAUAUGAGUGUGGGGAAUGUGGGAAGAGCUUUCAGAGAAGCUCCUCUCUUGUGAAGCAUCAGCGGACACACACAGAUGAGAGGCCCUACGAGUGUCCCAAAUGUGGGAAGAGGUUUCAGACAAGCUGCCAUCUCCUCACACACGAGCGGAUUCACACUGAGGAGAGGCCCUUCCGCUGCCCCGACUGCAUGAAGGGCUUCAAAUAUAACCCCGACCUCAUCAAGCACCGGCGCAUCCACACCGGGGAGAGGCCCUACGAGUGUCCCGAGUGUGGGAAGAGAUUCACCCAGAAGUCGAACCUGAUUGUCCACAAGAGGACCCACACCGGCGAGAGGCCCUACGAGUGUGGGCAAUGUGGGAAGAGAUUCAGCCAGAGCUCUGAACUGAUGCUUCACCAGAGGAUCCACACUGGGGACCGGCCUUACGAGUGUCCCGACUGCGGGAAGAGCUACAGCCGGAGCGAUCACCUGAUGAUCCAUCAGAGGAGCCACACCGGGGAGCGGCCCUACGAGUGUGGGGAGUGCUGGAAGAGGUUUCAGAGCAGCUCAGAUCUCCUCGUACAUCAGCGGGUUCACACGGACGAGAGGCCCUUCCGCUGCCCUGACUGUGGAAAGGGAUUCAAGCACAACUCCACCCUUGUCACCCACCGGCGCAUCCACACCGGAGAGAGGCCCUACGAGUGUCGCCAGUGUGGGAAGAGAUUCAGCCAGAGCUCAGAGCUUGGGGUCCAUGAGCAGCUUCAGGAGGGGGAGAAGCUCCACAAGUGCUCGAAAUGUGGGAAGAGCUUCAGCAAGAGAUCCUUCCUGAUCUAUCAUUGGAGAAUGCACACUGGGGAACGGCCCUACAAGUGUGGAGAGUAUGGGAAGAGCUUCUGCAAACAUGCCAACCUGCCUGUCCACCUGAGGAGCCACACGGGGGAAAAGCCCUACGAGUCUGAGGAAUGCAGGAAGGGGUUUCUGACCAGCUCUCACCUCCUUGUUUACUAGUGGAUUCACACAGAGGAGAGGCCCUUCUGCUGACCUGACUGUGGGAAGGCCUUUAGGCACAACUCCCACCCUGUCAGCCACUGACACAUCCACACCAGAGAAAAGCCCUAUGACUGUCCCGACUGUGUCAGGAGCUUCCCACAAGGCUCAGCCUUGACCCAACACCAACGGAGGCACCUAAGGAAGCCCUGUGAGUGCCCCGAGUGCAGGAAGAGCUUUGUGCGCUGCUCCAGCUCCAUCCUCCAUGGGAGGAUCCUGGCUGGAUGAUCCCCAGUGACCCCCGGUGAUCCGUGGUGCCAGUGAUCCAUGUUGGGAAGACACCUGCCUGGGGGCUCCAUGUCCCCCUGGCUCCCCGUGAGCACCUGGACACAUCCACAGACCAACAUCCAAAAUCCGUUGUGGAGAGCAGAUUUGCCAACAUCUGACCGCAGAAAAAUCUCACAUUUUGUGUCAUCCUAGUGGCAUUAAGCAAUACUGGACAACAUUGCAGGUCUUCUCCAACAUAAAUCCAUUGUUUUAAUUCUCCCUGGCCCACAGACAUCUUCUACAGCCAAAUGGGGACAAAGUGGGGCAAACCCCCUGAUUUUGGAGACAGUGGGAUGGAAACCCCUCCGAAAAAGGUUCUUCCCACCCACCCAAGCACGUGGAUGCUCUGCUGGCACAGACACAAAAAUAAUUUUGUUUUGGCCUUGAAACGAAAAGGUUUCUGUUCAUCCCUUUGAAACUCCUGAAAUUGGGGUAAAAAUAAUGACAUUGAACUAAGGCAUGGAUGGGGACAUUUGGGGGACAAUGCCAUGGGUGGGGACAUGUGGGGAUAUGGACAUGUAUGGGGGCACAGGGAUACAUGGACAUGAAUAGGGAUAUUUCACCACUGUGGUGUCCCAGCCAAAUGUCACCACCCACCAGGGCAGGACGGGGACCUUGUUCAGCUGGUGACAAGUAGCCCAGAAGCGAGUGACAGGCACCAGGCUGUCCCAGGGCCAUAGCACUCAGGGGACACCAACCACCCCUGGGGAACAACUGGGUACAAGAGUCAGUGUCACCCAUGGGGGUCAUGUGACCCUGCACUGGGUGUCACCAGAGGCAUGCUGGUGGCAGUGUCUGCACAAGUGUGGCAACAUUGUCCCGAUGUGUGUCCUGGUGGCAUCGUAUCCCCUCCCCAUCCCUUGCCGUGGCUACAUGUCACCCCUCUGUGUCUUCUUGUCCCCCCUUGUGAGUCCCUGUCCCCAUAUCCCCUGUGUGCCCCUGUUUCCGAUCCCGGCUGGUCCCUGGCUGUGUCCUGCAGGGUGUCCCCGUGUCUCUCAAGGUGUCGUUGUGCUGCUCAGGAUGUUCCCGUGGCUGCUCCCAGCGCAGAGCGUCUGCGCCCACUCGCCCACUCCAUUACAGAUGUGCCAUGACACCCACUGACACCCUGUGACAUGCCACGAUACCCUUUGUCCUCUGAUUUUUGGUUGCCCCCCCCCCAUUUUGGGUCCUUUCCCCCUCUUUUGCAUCAUUUCCCCCUCUUAUGGGUCCCUUACCCCCUAUUUUGCAUCCUUUUCCCCCUGGUUUGGAUCCUUUCUCUCUUUUCCAUUCUUUCCCCCAAAUUUAGGAGCCCUCCCCUUGCUUUUGGCACACUGUUGGGUGGAUCCUCCCCUCCAACCCCCUCUCCACCCCUUACCCC